AUGGUCUCUGGUUCUUGCGAGGCUGGAGCUGCUCGACAGGGUCUUGAUCAAGGGGUGCAAGUGCGUGCUUCUUCUCAAGAACCAGAGGAGGGAGAGAGGCUGGUGUGCCCUGCGGAUCCAGCCCGUGUUGCUCUCUCACAUGAGCAGGACGACGUCAGCCCUGUGAGGCAGCGUUACGCUGUUGUAGACCUCCUGGACACGUCAGAAGAAAGAACAGCUGCUUCGGGUGACCCUGGGAUGUGGAGCUUUGACGACAUGGAGGGUUGGACGCCAGGAACAUGUGACCACGACAAGACAUUCAGGGCAGGACAAGGUUUAAUCACACUACUCGGAAUGGCAGGAAGUAUCUUCCCGACCGAGGGACCUGGUCUUCUGCAUUGCAGGCAGGCCCUUUACUGCCGGAACCACCAGGGAAGACCAUCCGCUACCCCUCACACCGACCUUGGGGGUGGAGGAGUCCUGUGCCACCCUGAGCGGGACGGGGAGCUUCAAACGCUGAGGCCUCUUGCUUCAUCGCCGGUGGCCCUGUGGCAGAUAGACCCUUGGGAGAACAAGGGUCCAAACGCAGACCUGCCCGAGUCUAAAGUCUGA
Molecule: messenger RNA, 591 nt
Organism: Rangifer tarandus platyrhynchus (Svalbard reindeer)
Lineage: Eukaryota; Metazoa; Chordata; Mammalia; Artiodactyla; Cervidae
Source: the annotation of a GenBank genome assembly